Messenger RNA from Pogoniulus pusillus (Red-fronted tinkerbird), 1461 nucleotides. RefSeq names its product inositol 1,4,5-trisphosphate receptor-interacting protein-like 1. The transcript has a single exon. Gene Ontology annotation, cellular component: membrane. Lineage: Eukaryota; Metazoa; Chordata; Aves; Piciformes; Lybiidae. Bases 1 to 1461 code for a protein of 486 amino acids. The record is from RefSeq and is a predicted model, not a curated record.
AUGGCUGCUACAAAACUCGUUGCUUUGCUUCUGCAAGCCCUCAUCCUGUUAUCAGUGCAGGAGCUGGAUGAGGACACAUGGGAGCACAUGCAACAGCGUGAGAAGGAGAUGGACCAGGAGAUGGCUCAACUCUUGGAGAAGAUGGAGAGGAGAAGCCAACUGCCUAUGUUCCUGCAGCAAAGGCUUCAGGAGCAGACUAUCAUGGACUAUCAACCUGUGCUCUUUGCUGACAUUGUUGUGAGCCUUGUCCUCCUGUUUCGGCUCUGCUGGUGGAUCACGAAAAGCCGCCUUGACAUGAGCACAGACGUGGAGAAAGAAGAGGCAGGAAUUGACAUAGAUGGUCUGGAAGAUAAGAAGUCUAUAGAAAUGGUUAUUUCCAGGGGUCAGGUGGUGAAGAAGCUGGUGGAUCACUUCGUGCAGCUCUUACAAGAGCGCCUGUCAAAUACUUCCUUCCCAGUGCUGCAGCUUCCCAUUGGUGUGGGCAGUGCCUUCGAAGGCUGGUGCCCCCAUGAGAAGGAUGAUGCUGUCUACCAGCUGCUUGUGCCACUGAAGGCCCCCGCUGGGUACACCUUCUGCCUGGAGCUUGGCAUGUUAGGGCAGACUCCAGGUCAUGGCCCCCGCAUCCGUGUAGAGCUGGAAUGCACCUGUGGGACACAGAAAAUGCGAUGCUUCGCCUGCAACACCAAGAAGCAGCUGGGAUGGAGAAAGCGGGCACCCAGUCUCCGUACUGCCCUCUGCAGCAAUUCAUACCUUGAUGCAGCCAAAGUUGCAAGGUGGUUCCAGGGCUUGGUGAAGGAAGCCUGGGUGGCAAUGCCUCAGGCAGAUCAGUACAAAGUGAAGGUGCUGCCUUCCUUCAGCUCCUGCCAUCUGCAGCUGACGAGUGACAGCGGGACAGUCCUCAAUCUUGAGAUGAUUUUUGGGGUGCAGCAAGGUGACACAGAUAUCUUCCUCAGCAGCCAGACUGCAGAGGACACCUACACCCCAAGCACGGUAUGGACAGAGAACUAUGCCGUGGCGGAGCGCAAAUUCUUCAGCCAUAUAGCCACACAGGUUCCAGGUGGCACCAUCCACCUCAGAUGCCUAAAGCUCUGGUCCCACAUCCUGGAGAGUACAGACAUUUCUCCCUACAUCUUGAAGACAGUUGUCAUGCACCUCUUGAAUACCAUUCCUGUUUCAGACUGGUGCAGAGAGAGGCUCUUUGUCCGGAUGGUGGAUGUCCUGAGAUUUCUGGGCUGCUGCCUGAAAGCAAAAAAGCUCAGCCACUUCUUCUUUGGCAAUACAAACAUGCCCAAGGAGAUCAUCUUGCCCUCAGUCUUGGAAAGUUCCCGGCCACGCAACCUCUUCCACCAUCUGGUGCAGAAUCCAUCUGCACGCAUCAAGGCAGUAAAACAACUUCAGGAACUUCAAUAUGAACUCUUUAUGGGACUGCAUUAUAGUUACGUAGAGAGAUGGUCACAGUAA